Molecule: messenger RNA, 8011 nt
Organism: Pongo pygmaeus (Bornean orangutan)
Lineage: Eukaryota; Metazoa; Chordata; Mammalia; Primates; Hominidae
Gene: PPP1R12A
Product: protein phosphatase 1 regulatory subunit 12A
Exons: 25
Coding region: 2789-5881 (1030 amino acids)
Biological process (GO): signal transduction
Cellular component (GO): Z disc; cytoplasm; A band
Molecular function (GO): phosphatase regulator activity; enzyme inhibitor activity; protein kinase binding
Source: RefSeq, a predicted model, not a curated record
CAAAAACAAAAACCUCCAAUAUGAUUGAUUUGGUGCAGCCAAAUAUAUAUAUAUAUAUAUAUAUAUAUAUGCAAAUUAGUAAGUAUAGUUUUAUUUGUACUUCUAUUUUAAGGCUUAAUUUGCUUUAAAGGAGCUAAAAUGUAUCCUCACAUCCCAAUCUGUUUAGAAGCCAUUAGGAAGUGAAAAUAUUUGCAUUUUUUCCAUUUGUUCUGCUUAGACAAAUAUGUAAUAAAAGCAUGUGUGUGUGUGUCUUUUUUUUUUUUUUUUUUAAAGAUAGGGUCUAGCUCUGUCGCUCAGGCUGUAGUGCAGACAGCUCACUGCAGCCUCGAACUCCUGGGCAGAGCUCGCCUCAGCCUCUCAAAGUGGUAGGAUUACAGGUGUGAGCCACUGUGCUGGGACUGUGUGUCAAUACAAAAUUUUGCUUGUUCUGGAAUUAACCCAAAGUCUUCAGUACCGUUAAUUCACUAACAACAAUUAAAAAAAAAAUCCUCCCUAAAGACAAAGUAGGUGGCAGUUUCAGAGUACUUUCAAUGUUAACAUAGAGCGUCUUGACCCUUAGGGCCAUGAAAGAAGAAAAACUAAAUUCAGUGAAAUUUGCACAUGAUAACAGCCCUCGUUGGUUGGCUGUUUUUUCCCUGACAACUUCUGGGAACUGAAUGAACUUAAUUAUGUUUUAUUAAUAAACCAUUAUUAAUUUUGCAUCCUGAAAUAAGUGCUUGAAUCAGGAAUAGCAUACUUCCCACUAAAUUCCUUUUGUCUGAAUGAAAUCUUGAGAUUCCCAUCUAUACUCCAAGGGCACUUUUAAGAGCUACCACAUAGGCCAUAACGUUCUUGGAAAACAGUAUAUGCUGUCAGUUUGCCUAGGUAGAGACAGGAGCUGACAAGGCAAUCCUCAAGUUCCUUUCUUUUAUUCUGAGAGCUGUAUUCUGUGGAUAGGGAUUUUGUAUUUUAGUGCUAACAAUGUUUUUCAGCACUUAACACCAUGAGUAUUCAAAGGUCUGAUGUUAUCUUUAAUGUAUGUAAUGAACAUACAAUGGUACAUCUUAUGAAUAUUACAUUUUCUAUUUCUACAAUGUUUUCAGAGGAAAUAUUUUUACCCUAACCUGGAUUCUAUCGCUAUCCUAAUAAUUGUGGUUCAGAAAAUUGUCUCACAGGCAGGCAGUUUCCUAAUCAUGUUUUACUCAAUUAUUUUAUUUCUCAAUAUGAUAGGCCGUGAAGUAGUCCACUGGAAAAGACAUCAUGCUGAGAGUAAGAAAAGCUUAUUUGUUCACUGCUCUAUCUCCAGCACCUAGAACAAUGCCUGACCCAGAACAGGUGCAUAGUAUUUGCCGAGUGAAUUCUAAUCCUACUUCUGGGUAAAAUUAAGUAAAUUAACUAGUUCUUGAGGGAUUCAGUCUAGAUGACCCCUAAACUUCCAUGGUAAGGUUUUGUGGUUUUUAUCUUGGGUUUUCUAAAUGCUCUAAAAAUAGUAGUGGAUGUUAACAACGUAGUGUUCAGUAAAAUCAAUUGGUGGAGAUUGUAGAUAGAUGGCUCAUAAGACAUCAGUAUUACAAAUCCUAUGUGUGUGCGCGUGUGGUCACACAAGGCAAAGUUAAAGUCUUUUUUUUUAUGACGAUGAUAAAUUAGUCUUGUUUGGGCGAGUGAACUCAAGAGGUGGUUCAAAUAAACGUCAUUUUUUCAUUGUAUCUUCAGUGCCUAGUACAGUUACUGGCUCAUAGUAGGUAUUCAAUAAAUAGUGGUUGAAUUAAUUGCCUUCAUUAACGUUCCGUUUAAAUGCUAGACGCAGCUAGGUCUUUACCCCUCCCUAGAAAGAGAUGGAGCUGUAACCAGAAAUCCCUUAAAAGGUAAGGACCAGUAAUCAGGCUGAGCUAAGCUCAUGGGUAGUACGAGACAGGCUUAAAGCACUGAAGGAAGAAAGAAGAGAACCCAAGCGUGAGAGAAAGCAAAACAAAACAAGUAAAGAGAGGAAGAAAAACAUUUCUAAAGUAGGGGUUGGCAGGAAGCCACCGCAAUUACCGCAGGUCAACCCUUGUCAAUAGGUGGUCACCUCAAGAACUUACCAUUAAAACCCUCGGCCACACAGACCCCACUUUUAAAAGGUUAUUAAUUCUGACAUGCCCAAGUUCAUCUGAGUUCCUUAGAAAGAGCAACCACCAGCACCUACUUCACGACCUAUCCUCCAUUCCAUUCAAAUAACGCAGCCAAUAGGAAAAUCCUCCGCCCUGAGCCAACGACUCGGCGUAGCUGAGACAGCCCGGGAGGCAGAUCUGCCCUGUAGAGCCUUGCGGUUCCACUGCUGGACUCCGGAUUCCCGGGAGCCCCCAGCCCGACAGGACAACCUUCCUUCCCCGCUUCCUCCUUUCCAGGUCUGUCCCAGCCCCCGCUGCCUGGGCCACACCCGCUUCCCUCCGUUGGCCCAGCCACCCCCGCCGCAGUUCGCGGUAGCGCUCUUCCUGGGGCGGGCGCAGGCCCAGGGCGCAUGCGCACUGGUCGAAGGGCGCCUCCCAGUCCGGAUCUCGCGAAGUUACGUUAGAUUGGCCGCCGGUGACGGGUGGCCGUGCUGGGGGCGGGAGGGCUUCUGUGGUAGGAAGGGAGGUCCGCUCGGCCGGGCGCGCCGCCCCAGUGCUCUGUGGGAUACUGGAAGUCUCGAGCGUCUCUUCCCGGUUCCCAGCCCUCCUCUGGCCCGCACUCAUAGAAACAUUCACACACCCCCUGCCUCCCCUCUCUUCCCUCUCCGCCUCCCCCUUCCCCCCCCUCGCGAUAAGAAGACCCGGCGGCAGGAGAGGGGAUGAAGAUGGCGGACGCGAAGCAGAAGCGGAACGAGCAGCUGAAGCGCUGGAUCGGCUCCGAGACGGACCUCGAGCCUCCGGUGGUGAAGCGCCAGAAGACCAAGGUGAAGUUCGACGAUGGCGCCGUCUUCCUGGCUGCUUGCUCCAGCGGCGACACGGACGAGGUCCUCAAGCUGCUGCACCGCGGCGCCGACAUCAAUUACGCCAAUGUGGACGGACUCACUGCCCUGCACCAGGCUUGCAUUGAUGACAAUGUUGAUAUGGUGAAGUUUCUGGUAGAAAAUGGAGCAAAUAUUAAUCAACCUGAUAAUGAAGGCUGGAUACCACUACAUGCAGCAGCUUCCUGUGGAUAUCUUGAUAUUGCAGAGUUUUUGAUUGGUCAAGGAGCACAUGUAGGGGCUGUCAACAGUGAAGGAGAUACACCUUUAGAUAUUGCGGAGGAGGAGGCAAUGGAAGAGCUACUUCAAAAUGAAGUUAAUCGGCAAGGGGUUGAUAUAGAAGCAGCUCGAAAGGAAGAAGAACGUAUCAUGCUUAGAGAUGCCAGGCAGUGGCUAAAUAGUGGUCAUAUAAAUGAUGUCCGGCAUGCAAAAUCUGGAGGUACAGCACUUCACGUUGCAGCUGCUAAAGGCUAUACGGAAGUUUUAAAACUUUUAAUACAGGCAGGCUAUGACGUUAAUAUUAAGGACUAUGAUGGCUGGACACCUCUUCAUGCUGCAGCUCAUUGGGGUAAAGAAGAAGCAUGUCGAAUUUUAGUGGACAAUCUGUGUGAUAUGGAGAUGGUCAACAAAGUGGGCCAAACAGCCUUUGAUGUAGCAGAUGAAGACAUUUUAGGAUAUUUAGAAGAGUUGCAAAAGAAACAAAAUCUGCUCCAUAGUGAAAAACGGGACAAGAAAUCUCCACUAAUUGAAUCAACAGCAAAUAUGGACAAUAAUCAGUCACAGAAGACCUUUAAAAACAAAGAGACGUUGAUUAUUGAACCAGAGAAAAACGCAUCCCGUAUUGAAUCUCUGGAACAAGAAAAGGUUGAUGAAGAAGAAGAAGGAAAGAAGGAUGAGUCUAGCUGCUCUAGUGAAGAAGAUGAGGAAGAUGACUCGGAAUCAGAAGCUGAAACAGAUAAGACAAAACCGCUGGCUUCUGUGACUAAUGCCAACACUUCCAGUACACAAGCAGCUCCUGUAGCUGUUACAACACCUACUGUGUCAUCAGGUCAAGCAACACCUACAUCACCUAUUAAAAAGUUUCCAACCACAGCUACAAAAAUUUCUCCCAAAGAAGAAGAGAGAAAAGAUGAGUCUCCUGCAACUUGGAGGUUAGGACUUAGAAAGACAGGCAGCUAUGGUGCACUUGCUGAAAUCACAGCAUCUAAAGAGGGUCAAAAAGAAAAAGAUACUGCAGGUGUUACACGUUCAGCUUCAAGUCCCAGACUUUCCUCCUCUUUGGAUAAUAAAGAAAAGGAGAAAGAUAGUAAAGGAACUAGGCUUGCAUAUGUUGCACCUACAAUACCAAGACGACUAGCCAGUACAUCUGACAUUGAAGAGAAAGAAAACAGAGAUUCUUCAAGUUUGCGAACAAGUAGUUCAUAUACAAGGAGAAAAUGGGAAGAUGAUCUUAAAAAAAAUAGCUCAAUUAAUGAAGGAUCAACUUAUCAUAAAAGUUGCUCCUUUGGUAGAAGACAAGAUGAUUUGAUUAGUUCUAGUGUUCCAAGCACCACAUCAACACCAACAGUUACCUCUGCAGCUGGGCUUCAGAAAAGCCUGCUUUCCAGCACAAGCACUACUACAAAGAUUACAACGGGUUCUUCCUCAGCAGGCACACAAAGCAGUACCUCAAAUCGUUUGUGGGCUGAGGAUAGUACUGAAAAAGAAAAGGAAAGUGUUCCUACGGCAGUGACCAUUCCUGUUGCUCCAACUGUUGUAAAUGCUGCAGCUUCUACCACAACCCUGACUACAACUACUGCUGGCACUGUCUCCUCCACAACAGAGGUCAGGGAGAGACGCAGAUCAUACCUCACUCCUGUUAGGGAUGAAGAGUCUGAAUCCCAAAGAAAAGCAAGAUCUAGACAAGCAAGACAAUCUAGAAGAUCAACACAGGGAGUGACAUUAACUGAUCUUCAAGAAGCUGAGAAAACAAUAGGAAGAAGUCGUUCUACCCGAACCAGAGAACAAGAAAAUGAAGAAAAAGAAAAAGAGGAAAAAGAAAAACAAGAUAAAGAGAAACAAGAAGAAAAGAAGGAGUCAGAAACAUCUAGAGAAGACGAAUAUAAACAAAAAUACUCCAGAACGUAUGAUGAGACUUACCAGCGUUAUAGGCCAGUAUCAACUUCAAGUUCAACCACUCCAUCCUCUUCUCUUUCUACUAUGAGCAGUUCACUCUAUGCUUCAAGUCAACUAAACAGGCCAAAUAGUCUUGUAGGCAUAACUUCUGCUUACUCCAGAGGAAUAACAAAAGAAAAUGAAAGAGAGGGAGAAAAAAGAGAAGAGGAGAAAGAAGGAGAAGAUAAAUCACAACCUAAAUCAAUCAGAGAACGACGACGACCAAGAGAGAAAAGAAGAUCUACAGGAGUUUCAUUUUGGACACAAGAUAGUGAUGAAAAUGAACAAGAACAACAAUCAGACACAGAAGAGGGAUCCAAUAAGAAAGAAACUCAGACGGAUUCCAUUUCUAGAUAUGAAACCAGUUCUACAUCAGCUGGUGAUCGAUAUGAUUCCUUGCUGGGUCGCUCUGGAUCAUACAGUUACUUAGAAGAAAGAAAACCUUACAGCAGCAGGCUAGAAAAGGAUGACUCAACUGACUUUAAAAAGCUUUAUGAACAAAUUCUAGCUGAAAAUGAAAAGCUGAAGGCACAGCUACAUGAUACAAAUAUGGAACUAACGGAUCUUAAAUUACAGUUGGAAAAGGCCACACAGAGACAAGAAAGAUUUGCUGAUAGGUCACUGUUGGAAAUGGAAAAAAGGGAACGAAGAGCUCUAGAAAGAAGAAUAUCUGAAAUGGAAGAAGAGCUCAAAAUGUUACCAGACCUAAAAGCAGACAACCAGAGGCUAAAGGAUGAAAAUGGGGCCUUGAUCAGAGUUAUAAGCAAACUUUCCAAAUAAAAAAAAGAAAAAAAAAAGGCAGCAAGUAAUGGAAUUGCACAUAUUAGUAACCCAGUGGACCAUAAUUGGCAGUCACUGGAAGUCUGGGAAGAAUCCUUGGAGACUGUCAUUUUCGGAUAUCCUGCCAAAUGCCCUCUUAUCUAGAAUUUUUGUUUUAUUUUGUUUAAUUUUCUGGGGUGUUUUUGUUGUUGUUGGUUUUUUUUUUUUUUUUUUUUUUAAAUCAAGACCAUUGUUUCAUGUUAAUGCAGCUGCUGAGAAGAUUUUUUUUUAAUGACUGAGAAAACUUGUUUACAGCUCCAGCAUAUAAGGAAAGUGUUCAAGGCCAGAUAUGCCUCAGAUAUUUAACCAGUAAGCCUUAGUUGUACAUAAAUACUUUUGUGUCAACAAAAACUUUCAGCUCUCACAGAAGACAGUUACUCAACAUUUUUUGAUGUGCCACAGUUUCCAGUUUUUCAAUAUUUAAAUUUUUUGGCUUUUCAUCUGAGUUUGGGUUUGUAUUUUUUCCUUCUAAACUCUUCAUGUGGCAGAGUCUUCUAUGUUUUCACAGCUUUUUCAUUACAGAAAAGAACACUUGCUCUUCUGUGAUUAUUGUCAUGUAUUAGGCUAAUGCUGUGUUGUCUCCCACCUGGAACUGAAUUGCUUGGUGGAACAUAUGCUUUCACUGUUUGUGCAAUAUGCAUUUAUUUCUUAUAUGAAUGCUUUAAAGUCAUUUGAGAUUAGAUCUUUUAAUUCCUAUUUUCUGCUUCAUUGGUCACUUUUUUUUUUUAUUGUAGUAUAAGAUGUUAGAUUCUGUAAUCUUCACAUUCAUUUUAGCAGGUACUGAGUGAUGCUGUAUAUACAAAUAAGUGUAUUGUUUUGAUUUUUAGCCCACCACAUGGCAUGCUUGACUAUUUCUUAUUUCAAAUGUCUGCUAAUGCAGAGUAGGCUACUCCAUGAUAGUGUUAAAAAACAAAAUUUGCUAACAAUGUGAUAUAAAGACUUUAAAAGUUACACAUUAUGUGGAGCCCUAUCUUUACAAAAGUUUCCUACUGUAAAGUGCUUUUAUUUUCAGUUUUCAUUUGAUAGUACUCAACCAUAAUUAAAGUUGCAUAAGAUAAUUGCUUUACAUUUCACAUACCUAUAUUUAUCUGAGUGCUGUCUAAAACUGUUGUGCUAGCCAAAGUAAUGCUAUGAAAUCAUUUGCAGAAUUAACCCGUGAGUUAAUGUUAAAUGCACUGUUAUUGCCAUGUGAAGAGGCAUCGACUUUGAUACCACCAUCAUGUUCAGACCAUUUUAUACAUUUCAGUGGCCUUUUUUUUUAAGGGAAAAAAAAGCGCAAAACCAAGUACAUAGUGAAGAUGGCUUUUAUUUGGACAAAUAGCUUUUAUAUUUCAUUAAACCAUGCAAAAAAUACUACAUCUUUCUGGCACAUAACUGUCUCCUUAACCACUGAACAGUUCAGCCAUUUGAAUAAAUUGUACAUUGUAAAGCUUAUAGUAGCUGAUUGUAUUAUUGAUUGUAUUGUAUACUAUAUUAAAUGUGAAUUUGUACCCCUUCAUUUUAAAAGGUCAUUGUGUUCUACUGCCUAUUUUAGAUUACUUUGGGGUUGGGGAAGGGUGUUUUGGUAAGCAGGAUUUUAAGUCCUCUCUCUCUUGAUUGGUUUUAUGAAGAUAUAAGGUUAUGCUCUUACUACCAAGCUCAGGAUUCUUGAUUUUAAAGGUACAAGGAUAGUUGUGGGAGUUUUAUUUUUGGUUAUAUUUGAACUGUAUGAAUGGUAGGUCUGAAUACUGAGAAUUUCCAUGGUCUUAUGUGGAGGUAAAAUAUACAGAUAACUGAUCAGUUUGAGUGACCGCAACAUGUUCUGGUUGCACAACAGUUAGGCAUGCUAUGGUUUAUAUUUGUGAAGUUUGGAUGCCUGUGAAGAAUGAUUAAAUACAUGUUUCUAAUAUUUUAGUGUUUUGUAUUUAGGUUAUUUAUUCUUUGUAUCUAAAACUGAACAGCUACUGUGCUAUAUUGAUUUUAUUGGUAGUAUUGAGCAGACCUUGUUUCUGCAUGAAACUAGUUGCAAAACCCACUAUUUUGGAAAUAAAAAUGUAUUUUGACAUAUACAAAUAAAAUGAAUAAAACUAUUUUAAAUGUGUGAACUUUUAA